AUGCCCGUCGUUCGGCGUGUCUCUAUACCUUUCAAUGGCACCGACCAAGGCAAUGCAACCUUCACGCCUCCGGGCUCCUACGCCCAGCCUAUCGAAGGCGAAAACAUCUGGUGGAAAUACAUGUCCGGGGCUAUAUUGUUGAUUGUGGGAAUCGGAGGCUUCAUCAUCGCCGUCUACUUGUGUGUAGGCAAGCGAAGAAAAGAACGUGCCGAGCGAGCCUCCCGUAAUGCGCCCGCGGUGGGUCGUCCGCCGAAUGCCCCGGUCGAACCGGGGAACGACAACGAAUUGGCAGUGAUCGCCCGUGAUCCACCGCAGCCCCAUGAGGCACCAGACGAUGCCACUGGUGUACAGCAGGCACAUGACGAACCAAACGAGCCUGUCCUCGAGGGUCCGGAGGGACUCGGUCCCGACAUGGUAGGGCAUGGCCACGCUGCUGGAGGCGCCUCAGUCGAGCAAGACGCAGCUGCAGCCGGCGGAGUUGCUUAG
This is a messenger RNA of Alternaria rosae, 486 nucleotides long. RefSeq lists its product as uncharacterized. Lineage: Eukaryota; Fungi; Ascomycota; Dothideomycetes; Pleosporales; Pleosporaceae. The coding region runs from base 1 to 486 and encodes 161 amino acids. The record is from RefSeq and is a predicted model, not a curated record. The transcript is spliced from 3 exons.